This is a messenger RNA of Limanda limanda (common dab), 795 nucleotides long. Its product is annotated as myoblast determination protein 1 homolog. Bases 1 to 795 code for a protein of 264 amino acids. The transcript has 3 exons. Lineage: Eukaryota; Metazoa; Chordata; Actinopteri; Pleuronectiformes; Pleuronectidae. Gene Ontology annotation, molecular function: RNA polymerase II cis-regulatory region sequence-specific DNA binding; DNA-binding transcription factor activity, RNA polymerase II-specific; protein dimerization activity. The record is from RefSeq and is a predicted model, not a curated record. Gene Ontology annotation, biological process: muscle organ development; regulation of transcription by RNA polymerase II; positive regulation of myoblast differentiation.
AUGACGAUGGAUUUGUCAGACCUUCCUUUCCCUCUCUCUCCAACCAAUGACCUUUACGAUGACCCCUGCUUCAGCACCAGUGACCUGAACUUUUUCGAUGACCUGGACGCCCGGCUCUUGCACGCCGGCCUAGUGAAGCCAGGGGACCACCAUCAACACCACCACGUGCCCAAGGACGAGCAUGUGAGGGCCCCGGGGGCCCCCCACCAGGCGGGACACUGCCUGCUGUGGGCCUGCAAGGCCUGCAAGACCAAGACCACUCACGAGGACAGAAGAAAAGCAGCGACCGUGAGAGAAAGACGUCGGCUCGGCAAAGUGAACACCGCCUUCGAGAACCUGAAGCGCUGCACUGCCUCCAAUCCCAACCAGCGGCUGCCCAAAGUGGAGAUCCUGCGCAACGCCAUCAGCUACAUCGAGUCGCUGCAGGCGCUGCUGAGGACGGGCCGGGACGACAGCUUCUACCCGCCGCUGGAACACUACAGCGCCGACUCGGACGCCUCCAGCCCCCGCUCCAACUGCUCCGAUGGCACGGUGGAUUUCAUGUCUCCGUGUUCAACCAGAAGUGAAAACAGUGACGGUUCCUACUGCAGUCAGACAGACGAUUCCAGCAGCUCUAAACCGUCCUACAUCUCUAGUUUGGACUGUUUGUCCAGCAUCGUAGAGCGGAUCAGCACGGACCCAGCUGUGGCCCCCCCGGGAGACAGCGUGGUUCCCCGGGGUCCUGGAUCACCUGUGAACAGCCCUGCUGGCUCCAGGCCCUCGGCCGAACCCAGCAGCAUGUACGAGCCGCUCUGA